Molecule: messenger RNA, 3229 nt
Organism: Porites lobata
Lineage: Eukaryota; Metazoa; Cnidaria; Anthozoa; Scleractinia; Poritidae
Source: the annotation of a GenBank genome assembly
AUGACAAAAGAGCAAAUGGACACUAGUAAGAAUAUCAAGACAAGAAUAAUUCUCGCUUUUGGUUUGGUUGGCUUCCUGGUAGACUUUAACUUUUUUACUCUCCAAAGUGCGGCACAAGACAUCUUAGAAGCCACUAACAUUCCUACAGCAUGGGUCAGUCUUGCUAUUACCGGUCCAGCCGGCCUUGUAUCAGCCCUUUAUCCCUACGUUUUUGAAAGGGUCCCAGACUCCGUGGCAUGUUUGGUAAUUUUCAUCGCGUCUGUGGCUGGAAUUUUACUGACUUCGCUUGUGCAAGACUUGAGAGUAAGAUUAGCUGGUGCGUGUUUGGUUUCAUUUGGAAUAGGCAGCACGGAAUCAAUUUUUAUUUCGCUAUCGUCCUUUUACGGAGGGAAUACAAUAACCAGCUAUGGUCUGGGUACAGCUAUUUCGUUUGUAGCGGGGCCUCUGUCAUACGCAGGUGGGUAUAGUUUUUGUUUUACUGUGUAUGAACCUUAAAGGGUUUGCCUUAGAUGAUGUGCAUUUACAUAACAAGAAGCAUACAUAAGGGAGGGAUUAAGUAGUUAUGAAUUCCUCGCCUCCCUCGCGAUCCCUAGAGAGUGUUUUGUCGCCCAUUGUUUCAAAACGCUUUAGAACUGAUUGAACGAUCAGAAUCUGCCUACUAAGUAUAUGUUUGUUAGUUUUUAGGAGGUAGUGAAAGAAAAGGAUUCGGGGGCACCCAACGUCAAUUUUCGGAAAAUAUCUGUGCGGAAGACGUUUUGAGAUGUAAAAUUUUCGAAACAUUUGUUGUAAAAUUUAUUGCUUGUCUGCCUCAGUCUCCCAGGAUUUUUGAACAUCUAAAAAAUGGUGUAAUUGCCCAUUUUUAACGGAUUUUUACCCUAAAGAGGUCAUCUAGAAUUUUCGGGAGCCUUUUUUCUGGCUGAAAUUUUCGAGAAGGUACGUGUUGAUCCCUAUAAUUUUCGAAUCACUAGACUUUCAGCUAGGAAUUCCGAACAGAUGAAAAAUUUUUAGGGGGUAAAUAUAUGCCUAUAUCUACCGUUUAAAUACUAAAAUACGUUUAACAAUGCUAUGUUGUGUGGGUUUGAACUAUAUUCUCGUUGGGUGGACAUGAGGAUUUGACACCUUAGUGAAGAAUAUCCAUUUUCAACAAAAUGGCCUUCGAGCGUGGAGCAUGCAGUGGUUUUCAAGACCAAAGAGUGCAUUUCAAGGUUGAAAAUACACCGAUAAGGCUCACAAAUGGAAAGAGAAAGUUCAAAAGAAUGCUCUUUUUCCUUUUUUUGGACAAAUUAAAGCUUUUCUUUGCGAAAUUAUCCUUCCAGGAAUUUAACCUUGUUUUCUUCAAGGCAGAAGAACACUUGGCCUAUUUUUCAAUGCCAUCAGGGCAAUGAAGUAUUUGAAGAAAUUUUAGAUACAUUUUGAACUCUAUGGUCAAGAAAAAUACUUUUAUAGAAGGAUUUUUUUGUAUUUAUUAAGGUAUUAUAGACGUUUUUUUCUUUUUUUAAUAUAUUUAUUGAUAAUCACAUUAGAUAAUUACAUUACAAUACUACAAAAAAGCAUUUUAACAAUAGACAUUAACAGAGUAAAGCAAAAUUAAUUGUUAAAUUAAGAAAUUAGAAAAAAUUACAACGGGGCAAUGAGAUAACACGGAGUUAAGACAGUUAACUUAAAUAAGGCGUCAGUAACCACUUUCUUUUAAAGUUUAUUGCUUUUAUUAUAAGUAUAUAAAUGGAGGGCUACGCUUUAAGCACUGGCUAGAUCUAUAUAUUACUGAGAGGACUAGCUGGUCUGGUCAGCCAGUUCUGACAAAUUGUAAACGCCCAAUAAAUGCAGUGCUCGGUUCCUUUUUUGCUGUCCUAGUUACUGUCGCCAAGUCGUUGCUUAUAAUAUAAGUUCCCUUUUAAUGAAAGACUGAGAGGCUUGUACUGGGAGGAGGGAGUUCCGAACCUGUUUUGUGUCGCUAAGUCCAUCUCAUUGUGAAUUAAGGAUAGAACACUAGAGUCUAUCAACAAACGUGAUGAACAAGUCAACUUUAUUUUGGCAUGGUAGCCCCGGCUAUCAGCCACUGCAUGGCUGGUAUAAAAAGGGGCCCUCCAACAAAAUUAAUAGUUCACAUUUUAUUUUAAUUCAAUUUAUUUUAUAAAUAUUUUCAUAUUUUUUAUGUCCUGGGCCGGGUUGUCCAAAGCUGGGUCAAGAUAACACAGGGUUAGUGCGAAAUUUGAAUUCAUACAGUGUCCACAAUUUGGAUGCUCCAAAGAGAAUGAGCAAAAUUACCAGAGAAAAUGCCUUAAUAAAACAAAAGCAAAAUCUGCCCGAUUAGAAUUUAACCCCGGUUUACCGUUAAUCGGCCAGCGAACAACUGGGCCCUGUAUACGUUCAGAAAAGGAAUAAUUUGUUUGGAAUAAACUUUUGUUUCGCUUUAUUCAAAGGUAUGACCAUGUUGGCUUGUUGGUCUCCACAUUCGUCGCUUCUUCUUCUCUCAGUAUUAUGGAUCUUACUGCCUAUUUCAUACCUUUUGAUAAAGGAUUGGAGCAACUGCAGCUACAAUCCCACGUCAUAUAAAGAAGUUCGUUACAUCUCGGUUGAAUCUGAUGCGAAUCAAGAACCCGGCGGAUCAAUAUUAUCCCGCAAGGAUAUGUUAUUUCUGACAUGGAAGAUACAGAAACUGUUUAUUCCUCUGUUCGUGGGUAUGUUCUGUAAGAAUUUGCUACUUUCUGGUAUUGUAACAACCAUAGCGUUUACUAACAUUCCGAUUACCCCAAGAAAUCAAUAUUUGCUAUACACCUUGGCAUAUGGGACAGGGGAGCUUCUUAGCAGGCCAUAUUUAGGAUACCUGUCUCUUUGUGCUAUCGAAGACAAGUUUGUUUUUAAGAAAACAUGGAUUCCUGCAUUACUUCAAGUUUUUGUAACAAUGUUUAUGGUGUUUGACUCCUGGUUUCGGCUGAUACCUGAACUUUAUCUUGCUCUUGCAAUGGUCACGCUCAACAACUUCCUUCUAGGGAUCCUUUACGUAAACAGCUUUCUGAAUGCAGGGGAGGGGCUCCGCGCGGAAGAAAAAAGGUUUUGUCGGGCAUUUUUAGCUGGUGCUCUAUGGUCGUCAAACAUUGCUGCAUCGCUGAUUUCCCUGAAUACAGAACCUCGCCUUCGACAACACUGUCGGCUGUUUUACUCUGAGGUCGCUUGCUAUACAAGGUCUCAAACUGCUUGGAGCCGCAAUAUCUCAUGCGUGUUGUAA